Anolis carolinensis (green anole) is the source of this 2162-nucleotide messenger RNA. RefSeq names its product serine peptidase inhibitor Kazal type 5. The transcript has 16 exons. Gene Ontology annotation, molecular function: protein binding. Lineage: Eukaryota; Metazoa; Chordata; Lepidosauria; Squamata; Anolidae. The record is from RefSeq and is a predicted model, not a curated record. Bases 557 to 1858 code for a protein of 433 amino acids.
GGCUCUGUCCAGCUCUUGCGCCUUCCACCACCGUGUAGUUGGUUUAUGCCUUGAGCCGCCUUUGUUUGCUAUGGGUUCUGAGAAACACUAGGAAAUUUCUGUAAUUUCUGGAAAUGUUCCCCUGGUCCUGGAGCCAUUCUUUUUCAAGCUAAGAGCUUCCAGCUAAAACCUUAAUUCUUUAUUGCUUCCAUUAAAGCAACUUGACUUUCAACAGUGCUGAACUAAUCAGGGAAAACAUCCUGUUGUUUCUGUUUGAACUGAUUGAUUAAAGUGUCAGAGCCUGCAGCCAUUGAAGUGUGGACUACUGAUGCUUCUUAUUUGCUAUUACUGCAAGUAUUUCCUAUGUCUCAAAAAAAAAAAAUCUGUGAUCUGAAUGUGUCCUUGGAUGGAGUUUUCCACAACCAGGAUGCUCUGCUUGUGAUGAGAGAUGUGGUAGCCUGUCGGCAAAUGCUUCACUUCGACAAAUUCCAGGUGUGGCUCUCAGCCUGUCCCAUCCUGAUGGAAGUUAUGUUGCUGGAAUUCAAAUCAGCCCUCAUCGGACUGGUUUUCAUGGCUAAUGAUGGCUCUUCUGAAAGCUCUGUCACAAGAUGUUACCAGUCAGGCACGAUACCAGGAAGGCAUGUGCCUUGAAUUCCAGCCAUUGUUAGAAAAUGGAAAUUUAUACUGCAACAGAGACAUUGACCCUGUCAUUGGUCCUGAUGGCAAGAGACACAUGAACAAGUGUGUCAUGUGUCGGGAAGUCUUGAGACAAAGAAGAUUUUCUAAUAAUGGUGGAAGAAACAGGACUAACGAUUUUUCUUCAGAAAAGGAUGUUGACUGCAGUGAAUAUUGGCCUUAUUUCUCACAUAUGGGGUAUUCCUGUACCAGAGAAAACAAUCCAGUCCGUGAUGCUUCUGGGAAACAACAUAGCAAUAAAUGCAUGAUGUGCCUACAGAGGUUCAAAAAUGGAGGAAAGAUGAAUGGUGUUGGAAAGCGACAACCACAAAAUGGAAACAAUGAGAGAGGUGGUGAUGACUGCUAUGAAUACAGGUCGCAGAUGGGGCCUGAUGGAGAGCUCAGCUGUACACGUGAAAAUGACCCUGUAAGAGAUGCUUCAGGAACUACACACAGCAACAAGUGCAUCAUGUGCGCAAGGAAAUUUAAAAAAGAAAUGAGAGAAGGCAGGUUUGAUGGAGGAGGAGGAAGAGGAGGAGGAGGAGGAGGAGGAGGAGGAGGAGGAGGAGGAGGAGGAGGAGGAGGAGGACCAAGCAAUGCAAAUGGAGAAAGAGUGAUUCAAGGGACUGUGACUCGAGCAAAUUCAAAUGAGAAUAAUUGUAACCAAUAUGGAAAUGAUCCAAACAAUCCUUGUUCAGUGGAUGAUCGGAUUGCACAGGGUGAUUACAGAUCAUACACCAACUGUGGAGGGGUAGGAACAUCGACAUACUACAAUGACAAUUGCCAAAAAGGACCUUUCAACAACAGACAGAAAAGAAGGACAGCCAGUGACCUUAAGUCAGAAUGCAGUAAAAUUCUGGCUACUCAAAACAAUAGGACUUCCUGUAAUGCUAUUUGGGCUCCUGUUUGUGGCAGUGAUGGAAGAACCUACAGCAAUAAAUGUUUCCUUUGUCUGGAGAUUGGGAAAUCUGAAGAUAUCCUUGCAGUAAAGUAUGAAGGUGAAUGUUCUGGAAUUUUUCAUGGAAUGGCUGAUUGCAGCAAGUAUCCACAAACGAGAGGAAAGCUCCUUUGCAAGACGACUAACCACGAGGUUUGUGGCACGGAUGGUGAAACAUACAGCAAUGAAUGCAUGCUCUGUAACAGAAUCUUGAACACAAAAUCUCAAAUUGCUAUAAAGAAUAUAGGACCAUGUCAAAAGAUUUAAAGGAGUUCCAUCUACCCAAAAGCUUUGAGAAUAAAGUGAUCCUAAGAUGGAGGGGAUGACAAUUCAGAAUCAAUGAAACUGCUGAAUCCUUAAAACGUUAAAGACUUUGGCUUCAUCCUACAUUUAUGGCACAAUUUUAUUGUCUAUAAAACCUGAGCAACAGGCCUGCAUUGAACAGUGUGGAAGUGGGAAAUAACCCAAGAAAACACAUUUACUCUUUUAGUCAUUUCCUUAUUACAUUCUGAACACUCCAGAAAACCUUAUCACAUCCAUAAAUCACAAUAAAAGUAAACUAAUGAAAGGA